AUGCCCCACAUAGACGCGGACCUCAAGCUCGACUUCAAGGAUGUCCUGCUCAGACCUAAGCGGAGCAGCCUCAAGAGCCGGGCUGAGGUGGAUCUUGAGCGUACCUUCACGUUUCGAAACUCGAAGCAGACCUACUCAGGGAUUCCCAUCAUUGUGGCCAACAUGGACACCGUGGGCACGUUUGAGAUGGCAGCUGUGAUGUCACAGUACUCCAUGUUUACAGCAAUUCAUAAGCAUUACGCCCUGGAUGACUGGAAGCUGUUUGCCAAAAAUCACCCAGAAUGCCUGCAGGCAGGGAACGUGGUGACGGGAGAGAUGGUAGAAGAGCUUAUUCUUUCUGGAGCAGACAUCAUCAAAGUGGGAGUUGGACCAGGUUCCGUGUGCACCACCCGCACCAAGACAGGGGUGGGCUACCCCCAGCUGAGUGCCGUGAUCGAGUGCGCCGACUCUGCCCACGGCCUGAAGGGGCACAUCAUCUCUGACGGAGGCUGCACGUGUCCAGGAGAUGUCGCCAAAGCCUUUGGAGCUGGAGCAGAUUUUGUCAUGCUGGGAGGGAUGUUUUCGGGCCAUACUGAGUGCGCUGGAGAAGUGAUCGAGAGGAACGGACAGAAGCUCAAGCUCUUCUACGGGAUGAGCUCUGACACGGCCAUGAAGAAACACGCAGGGGGCGUCGCCGAGUACAGGGCCUCAGAGGGCAAGACUGUGGAAGUGCCUUACAAAGGGAACGUAGAGAACACUAUUCUGGAUAUUCUUGGGGGACUGAGGUCUACCUGCACCUAUGUGGGGGCCGCCAAACUCAAAGAGCUCAGCAGGAGGGCAACGUUUAUCCGGGUGACCCAACAGCACAACACCAUGUUCAGCUAACCCGGAGGAGGAGUGGACGUCUGGCUCCGGUGGAACUUCCACACACACCUGCUUUUCCCAUCUUCCUCCUUGUCUGUCACGUCAGAGCUUCUGGCUGCUCCUGAAUGGAGGGACACUGCAUCCUGCUCCUCCCUCCUGCCUCCUGGAGGCUUUGGGGCUCUCCCUAGUGCCUUCUCAGGGCCCAGAACAAAGGCAUUACUGAUUGGGCCAACUGUCAGAGCCCAGCUGCCCACAACUCAUCACCUCUUUGUUAAAACCAACAUUUGCACCUUCUUUCUUUUUAAAGAAAAUGGUUUUACUUUAAUAUAAUGCUGUUAUCUUAAGA
This is a messenger RNA of Galeopterus variegatus (Sunda flying lemur), 1189 nucleotides long. RefSeq names its product guanosine monophosphate reductase (gene GMPR). Gene Ontology annotation, molecular function: GMP reductase activity. Lineage: Eukaryota; Metazoa; Chordata; Mammalia; Dermoptera; Cynocephalidae. Bases 1 to 864 code for a protein of 287 amino acids. Gene Ontology annotation, cellular component: GMP reductase complex. The record is from RefSeq and is a predicted model, not a curated record. The transcript is spliced from 8 exons. Gene Ontology annotation, biological process: nucleotide metabolic process.